Lingula anatina is the source of this 1855-nucleotide messenger RNA. RefSeq names its product cryptochrome DASH. Gene Ontology annotation, biological process: photoreactive repair. Gene Ontology annotation, molecular function: damaged DNA binding; FAD binding; deoxyribodipyrimidine photo-lyase activity. The record is from RefSeq and is a predicted model, not a curated record. NCBI's taxonomy places the organism in Eukaryota, Metazoa, Brachiopoda, Lingulata, Lingulida, Lingulidae.
AGCAUUGUGUUGUAUAAAGCAUGCUAUCUGUUACAUGAGCAGUUGUCAUUUUUAGGCGAACUCAAAUAUAGUACGAAGGAAAAGAUAUAUUCUGAAGUAUCAUGUCUGGUACUGCAAUGAAAACUGUUAUAUGCUUGAUUCGGAAUGAUCUCCGGCUGCACGAUAAUGAGCUUCUUCAUUGGGCCUACAGCCAUUUGCAAGCCAGCCAUGUGCUUCCCCUGUACUGUUUCGACCCAAGACACUUUGCUGGGACUUACCACUUUGGCUUUCCUAAGACUGGUGCCCAUAGAUUGCAGUUUUUGUUAGAAAGUGUUGAUGACUUGAGGAAGAGCCUGAAAGCCAGAGGAAGCAAUCUCAUAAUAAGACAAGGCAAACCAGAAGAUGUGGUACCUGCCAUUAUCAAAUGUCUGGGACAGGGAAAUGUAAUAGCUGUUGGAUUUCAAGAAGAGGCUACACAGGAAGAGUUAGAUGUGGAAGCAGCAUUAAAGAAGAAUUGUGGAGUUCAAAUUAAGACAUUUUGGGGAUCUACCUUGUAUCAUAAAGAAGACGUGCCAUUUAAGAUACAACAUGUUCCUGAUGUUUAUACUCAGUUUAGGAAGGCAGUAGAGGGUCAAAGUUCUGUGCGUAAACUACUGGAAAUACCAGAACAACUGAAACCACCACCACCAGACUUAGAGGAAGGUGAAAUGCCCACCAUGCAAACAUUUGGGAUGCAAGGUGAAGUCAAAGAUGAAAGAUCAGCUUUUCCAUUUUGUGGAGGAGAGACUGAGGCUCUGAGUAGACUAAAACACUACCUGUGGGACAGCGACUCGGUGGCCAAAUAUAAAGAAACAAGAAAUGGCAUGGUUGGAGCUGACUACUCGACAAAAUUUUCAACAUGGCUUGCACAUGGAAGCAUUUCUCCCAGAAAAAUAUUUUGGGAGAUUAAAAGAUAUGAAAAGGAGAGGACAGCUAACCAGUCUACUUACUGGGUGAUAUUUGAGCUGAUAUGGAGAGACUAUUUCAAGUUUGUAGCUCUUAAAUAUGGGACCAGAUUAUUCUUUCUGGAUGGUAUAAUGGGCAAGAAAAUACAAUGGAAGCAGGACCCCAAACUGUUUCAAGCUUGGAAAACUGGCAACACAGGUGUCCCCUAUGUUGAUGCUAACAUGAGAGAGAUGGCUGCCACUGGUUUCAUGUCCAAUAGAGGCAGACAGAAUGUUGCAAGCUUUCUUACCAAAGACUUGCACUUGGAUUGGAGAAUGGGUGCAGAGUGGUUUGAGUCCUGCCUUAUUGAUCAUGAUGUGUGCAGUAACUAUGGCAACUGGCAGUAUGCUGCUGGGAUUGGAAAUGACCCGAGAGAAGACAGAAAGUUUAACAUGGUAAAACAAGGAAUGGAUUAUGACCCAGAGGGGGAAUAUGUACGGCUUUGGGUCCCAGAGUUGUCAGAAAUAAAGGGAGGCAAUGUCCAUACACCUUGGGCUCUUAGCAAAGCUUUAUUAAGUAAAGCUAGAGUGAACAUAGGAGAAACUUACCCUCAUCCAAUUGUGAUUGCAAAAGAGUGGGCCAAGCAUGUGGGCCGUCAAUCAGAUUCUAGAGGAAGGGCACCCUCAGGUAAAGGAAGGCAAAGAGGAAUAGAUUUUUAUUUCAAAAAUCCUUCGAAACCUUGACAGUCAAGAGCAUCACUUAGAGGAACACAAGAUCUCCAUAAGACGAACUACAAAACUUUUUCUUAUGAUAAGGAAAUUCUAUUACUUCAGUCUACAUAGCAAUAAAUAGACUUGUUUGGUACUUCAGUCAGACAUAUGGAAGUCCACCUACUUUCUACAGUCUAUUUUGUACAGAUAUGUGCAAUAAAAUGUUUAUGAUAUUUUGUUCA